Folsomia candida is the source of this 1517-nucleotide messenger RNA. RefSeq lists its product as uncharacterized. The record is from RefSeq and is a predicted model, not a curated record. NCBI's taxonomy places the organism in Eukaryota, Metazoa, Arthropoda, Collembola, Entomobryomorpha, Isotomidae. The coding region runs from base 100 to 1413 and encodes 437 amino acids. The transcript is spliced from 7 exons.
GAACCAGUCUGUCAGUGUGUAAGGAGGUGGUUGAGGUUCCACAAGAAAAACUCCCACGCCCUAAACUUCGAAAUUAGUCCAGGUUUAGUUUAGGAAAUCAUGCAACUUCCGGUGGUAACAUGGGGUCUACUUGUGCUGUGCUUACCGAAGUUCUCUGUCGCUGUUACAAGUCUUCAUCGCAUGAACGUGAAAAAGGACCUUGUCACAAUGAGUGGUCAUUCUGCAGGCGGAUCUAUGGCGCAAACCAUGUUUGUCUCAUAUUCCUCACGGAUUAAAGGAAUUGCUACACUUUCGCACACUUUCUACCGUUGUGGACCUGGAGUACUUCCAGAUGCAAAUUCUACUCUACAGCCUGACGACCUUUUCGAUAUCUCCUGUACCAAUUUGUUUAACCCCCUCGUGAGCGAACUGUACGAUCCAAACGAUGCGAUUGCCGACAUUCUCAGCUAUUUUCAACUCGGACUAAUUGACGACCCUAAAAACAUGGAGGGCAAACCGCUCUACGUUUUUUCUGGGUCUAUGAGCUAUCUUUUCCCACUUCAAAUGGGCCUAGGACCAGCCCAAGUGUUUCAACCAUUCAUCAAGAAUAAAGACAUGAUCAAAAUUGCUGUGUUCCCUGCAAAUCUGACACUGCCCAGCAAUAAACCCGGACUUCCAUCUUGUUCCGGUCCUCUGGACGCACUUCAAAUUGCAAAUUGUGGAUUUUCCGCAGCAUUCGAAUCGUUACAAUGGAUCCUUGGAAAGAAAUAUAUUCGACCCCCAUCAAAAGUCUUAAAACUUCAACCCCUUCUGGAAUUUGACCAAACCGAAUUCUUUUACGGUUUUGGGGAGAACGUGUUCGACGACGAUCCCGUCAUGGAUUCGAUAGGAUAUUACUACAUUCCCAAGGCGUGUCGAAUUUAUGGGCAUAAAUGUCUGCUCCAUUUCUAUUUUCACGGGUGCAUGACCUCUCGAGACGUCGUUGGACCUAAUCACGUCCUUAAUUCGGGAUUCUUAGAGGUAGCCGAGACCAACGGUAUCAUUAUGAUUUUCCCUCAAACGAGGCAAUCUGUCCUGAGUACUUUACGCUGUUGGGACGUGUACGGUUACACGGGAGACUUUUUCGCAACUCAACUCGGUGCGCAAGUCAUCGUCAUAAAAAACAUGAUGGAUCGAAUCAUGGGUCCCGAUGAUCCUUACGAUAAGAAACCCGCACCCACUCCGGAGGCUGAACCAGCAGAUUAUUAUACGAGUCCCAAACCCGUCAAAAAUUUAGAAGUGUCACCCGAGUUGCUGCGAGCGUAUGAAGAUGACGAAGACAAUGUUUUACAAAAUCCAGCCCCAUAUCAAGACGUUGGUAGAAAAAAUCGUCACUGUACGUUGACCAGAGUUAGUCCGGAUACGGUGCUGAAACGCUGCCGUCCAGCGGAAUAAGUUGGAACGUUUAGUUAAUAGGCAUUUAUUUAGAUACAUCAAUGUUAUGUUAUUGGCUGUUAAUUGGAGUAAAAUAAACGUUAAAGAUGACACAAUGACUCGUA